Aspergillus ibericus CBS 121593 is the source of this 1494-nucleotide messenger RNA. Its product is annotated as mitochondrial 37S ribosomal protein mS47. The coding region runs from base 1 to 1494 and encodes 497 amino acids. Gene Ontology annotation, molecular function: 3-hydroxyisobutyryl-CoA hydrolase activity. Gene Ontology annotation, cellular component: mitochondrion. Lineage: Eukaryota; Fungi; Ascomycota; Eurotiomycetes; Eurotiales; Aspergillaceae. Gene Ontology annotation, biological process: L-valine catabolic process. The record is from RefSeq and is a predicted model, not a curated record. The transcript has 3 exons.
AUGUUACUCCGACGCAGUUUUUGCCGGUUUCCAACACCGUCGAGCUGGAUCUCGCGGGUUUCACCAGCUACCAUGCCUCUCCGCGCCAAAGUGACAAACCCAGCCUUUAGGGCGACUGCUAGCAUGUCGUCUGUCGCAGAGAUCCCGAAAGAACUCCCUGGCGACGAGCCCGAUGAUGUCCUAUUUCACUCGCACUACGGCGUGCGGUUGAUUGAGCUUAACCGCCCCAAGAAGCUCAAUUCCUUGAACGGUUCGAUGGUUCGGAAGAUUACGCCCCGAUUGAAGGAGUGGGAAAAGUCCGACCUCGCCAAUGUGAUCAUGCUCUCCGGCGCAGGCUCCAAGGCUCUGUGCGCCGGAGGAGAUGUGCUUGCCCUGGCUCUGGAGAACGAAAAGGGCCCGGAGGGUCAGCAGGCAUCGUCCGACUUCUUCGCCCAGGAAUACCGCCUUGACCAUUACAUUGCCACCUACACCAAGCCCUUCAUCUCCGUCAUGGACGGCAUCACCAUGGGCGGCGGUGUCGGUCUCAGUCUCCACGCCCCCUUCCGGAUCGCCACUGAACGGACCGUCUUCGCCAUGCCCGAGACCACCAUUGGGUUCUUCCCGGACGUUGGUGCUUCCCACUUCCUGCCUCGCCUGGAUGGAGAACUUGGAACAUAUCUGGCCCUCACGUCGGAGCGCCUCAGCGGCGUUCAGGCUCUGUAUGCCGGAGUCGCCACACACUACCUACAUUCUAGUGCGCUGCAGAACUUGACGGCUCGUCUGUCCGAACUGGCCUUCCGCGACAAUUCUCUGUUGAAGGAACGCCUGGACCUCGUCAACAAGACCAUGGCGGAAUUCUCGACGGGGGUGCCAUCGCUGCGCGAGGAGCCUAUGUGGCUAUCGGGCAAGGUACGCAGUGCCAUUGACCGCUGCUUCAAGCACAAUACCGUGGAGCAAAUCAUCCAGGCCCUGGAGCAGGAGACUGAGAUGGCCAAGUGGGCCCAGAGAACCCUGGAGCUUCUCUCGGUGCGGUCCCCUACCUCGCUCAAGGUUGCUCUCCGUCAGCUACGUAUAGGCAAGAAGUGGGGCAUCGCCGAGACCUUCCAGCGUGAGCACGCGAUUGCCUCCAAAUUUAUGAGACACCCCGACUUCGUCGAGGGCGUGAAGGCACGUCUCCUGUCGAAGCCGCCCCGCCAGGCAUCCUGGCAGCCGGCCACCCUGGAGGAGGUCACGGACGAGGCUGUCGAUGCCUUCUUCGAGAUUCCCGAGGACGAGUCCCGGAUGGCGCUCUACCACAACGACCCCGACAGAAACUAUGAGGAAGCUCCUUACUCCUACGGCCUGCCCACCGAAGGAGACAUCGAGAAGAUCGUGCGUAACCACGAGAGCGCCAAGGAGUUGCAGCUCAGCGACAUUGUCGCGCGGUUCGAAGGCAAAGAAGGUGUGAAGGAGAAGGUGGCUGACGUUCUGGCCAGACGGACCGUUCGGACCGAGCAAGGUCUGAUCUGGAACUGA